AUGGCAGACUCUUGGGAUUCCGAGGAAUUUACUGUCAAUGAUUUCAGUGUGAAAAAGACAGAUAAAUGGGAAGGGGAAGACGAAGAUGACAUCAAGGAUAGUUGGGAAGAUGACGAAAGCAAGAAAGAAGUUCCUCCAGAAAUGAAGGCCUACCAAAGGCCUAAGAAAAAAUCACUGGAACAAAGACUAGCAGAGAAAGAGGCUGCUCUAGCAGCAAAGAAAGAGGAAGUCAGAUUAGAAAUAGAAGAAAAACAUAAGUCCAGUACACCAGAAGGAAAAAUGGCUGAAAAACAAAGAAUUAAAAAGAUGCAAGAAGAAUCAGAUUUAAAAUUAGCAAAAGAAGCAUUUGGUAUAUCUAGUGAAUUAGAAGCAAUUUCAAUAGAAACAGAAGAAGAUUUUAAAAAAUUAACCACUGCUUUAAAAGAUAAAAUAAAAACAUUUGAAAAACAUAGUUAUUACCCUAAAUUUUUAGAAAACCUCAUACAAGACUUAGCCAUAGAUUUACCUACUGAAGAUAUUAAAAGAAUUUCUACCACGAUAUCAAAUUUACAUCAUGAAAAAGAACGACAAAGAAAAGAAUUAGAAAAGAAGAAAAAGAAGAAGAAUAAAGCUGUAAUAAAGAUAGAUCGAGCUGAUGAUUUAGAUCUGAUUGGUGAUGCUACAGGAAAUUAUACCUAUGAAGAUGAUGAUUUUAUUUAACUUUAUUAAUAUUAGGUUUAUAUAUAACAUAGUGAUCUUGGGUCUACUGUCAGAAAGUUUGUAACUUACUGCAAUGCAUUUCUAGCUUAUUUCUUUAAAUAUAUGAUUGGUCAAUGAUAUCACUGUGAUAACAAAUCAACCAAUCAGUAAAUGUAUUAUUACUAUUAUGCCAUUUCUUGUGUUAAAUUGAGUAGCGUUCAUUUCAUACUGCUGACAUGUGCUUUGGGUUUACAAUCCUCGUCAAGGCAAUAUAUUUGGUAUUGAGAUAGUUCAACUUGAAGCACAUAUGAUCUAAGUCAGCAUACUUUAAUGUUAAAUUAAUUCUUAGAAAUUUGAUUGGCCAAUAAUUGCUCAAAAAAUUGUCUUAUUUCUUUUGGAUUCAAAUUUUUCUGUGGUGAAUUAUCUACUUGCUGUGCUCGUUAUUUUUGUUAUAAAAAUAUGAACUUGAAAAAAAAAUAUAUUUGGAAUUCACUUGAGUGAAAAUGUCAUUUGCGUUAAGCAGUAGGAUUAGAAUUUCAGCAUGAGAUUUCAGUAAUACCUAAUCUAGAUCAUUAUGUUAUAUAUAUAGUACUCUUAACAUCAGUGGUAUACGCAAGUCUUUCU
This is a messenger RNA of Lottia gigantea (owl limpet), 1302 nucleotides long. RefSeq lists its product as hypothetical. NCBI's taxonomy places the organism in Eukaryota, Metazoa, Mollusca, Gastropoda, Lottiidae. The record is from RefSeq and is a predicted model, not a curated record. Bases 1 to 699 code for a protein of 232 amino acids. The transcript is spliced from 9 exons. Gene Ontology annotation, molecular function: translation initiation factor activity. Gene Ontology annotation, cellular component: cytoplasm; eukaryotic translation initiation factor 3 complex.